AUGGUGGAAACCAAAGACGAUGCGAGCCUGGCGGUGCAGCAAACUGCCGCUGCGACUCCAUCGGCACCUUCAUCUGCGGUGACAAGCAGUGCCGAAAAAUGUGUGGAUGUCAACGCCUUGGUACAAAAAGAACAUAACCCACCAGCACCAUACGACACUGAUCAACCCCUUCAGCGCUCCACAGUCCACGACGACACUGACAUCGACAUAAUCUGGCACAAUCUCCACGCAGACUCUGAUUUCACCGCCUUUCGUAAGAAAUCAGAUGGGCCCAUGGAACGCAUAUUGGUGGAUUUUGCGCGUGUAGUGGAGGCAGGUGUCUUUGAGGAGGUAGUUAGUGUCACUGCUUCCAAGUAUAUGUUUAAUGUCACAGUGGUGUGUAGUAAGGGGUGGGAUGAGGUCUCUGGGUUUAUCGGAGCAAUCCUUUGA
Talaromyces amestolkiae is the source of this 429-nucleotide messenger RNA. RefSeq lists its product as uncharacterized. The transcript is spliced from 2 exons. Bases 1 to 429 code for a protein of 142 amino acids. Lineage: Eukaryota; Fungi; Ascomycota; Eurotiomycetes; Eurotiales; Trichocomaceae. The record is from RefSeq and is a predicted model, not a curated record.